GCGCAGUUUCGGCGGCGUCGGCGGCGGCCCCAGCUGCCCUGGGCGGCCGGCCCUUGGCCCAGGGGCGGGCGGCAGACGCGUUGCGGGGCCGCUGGCCGCCGCUGGGGCCGCCGCCCGCGCGCGGUUGCUGGGCGCAGCGCCCGGCAAACGCCCUCUGCCCGGUCGCGCCGCCGCGACCGCGGGCGGUGCUGCAGUCGCGCCGCGGCAGGCCUCCGCUCGGCGGGGUAGCGGGCGGCUCGCGUCGGCCGGCGGGCGGCUGGCGCGGCGCCGCCGGCAGCGCGGCCGUCGGCGCGAGCGACGGGGGGGAGGCGACCGCGAUGAGAGCCAGGAUCACCCGAGUGCGAGCUGCAGUUGCGUCGCGGGGCUGCUGGCGCUGCUUCGGCCCUCCAUGGAUCGCCGGCUGCUGAGCCCAUGGAGGGGCGUCGGGGUCGGAAAGGCGCAGCGCCCUGGCCCGCCGCCCGCGCCUCUGAUUGCCAAGUUGCUCGUGGCUAACGUCACCAAUUGGCGCGCGAGCUGGAAGGGUCUCCUCGCAGCGGGCGCCGACGCGUGGUUCGCCCAGGAGGCGCGCGCCCCGUCUGGCGAGAGGCGGCCGCGGCCGGGCGUGAAGUGGUUGCGGGGCCUCGGCGCGCUCCCGGCCUUCAUUGUCGGCGACCUCAACUGCAGCCUUGCUGACGCGGGGCUCGACGGGCUGCCGCCCGCGGCUGGGUGGCGGGGCGCCCUCGCCGCCGCGGGGCCGACCUGCGCCCCCUCCCAGGGCGUGCCGUCUCGCCUGGAUCAUGUGAUCGCCAGCCACGCUGCCCUCGGCAUGGUCGGCGCGGCCGGUCCGCGCUGGGAUUUGGGCAUUCCCACCCGCGCCGCGCUGCAGGUCGAGCCGGGCCGGCUCGGUUCGUCGGCGGAAGCGGCUCGGGACGCCGCGACGGCGGCCGCCGAAGCCUGCUGCGGGGGCGCUUUCCAGGACGCCAUCCAGCAGCAUGAUAUCAAAGGAGCCUCGCGGCACCCCGUGCGGCACUGGCUGGCAGCGCGGCGAAGCCUGCCGGCAGUGCCUGAGCGCCCGCGUGCGGCCGCAGCCGUUCGGGCCGAGCGCCCGCCCACCGCGGGGGGCGGCGGGGGCGCGGCGGGCCGCGCGGCCGACGCGGCGUUGCUGCGGUUCCGGCGACUGCGGGCGGGGCCUCCGGCACGCCCGAGGCCGCUCCGCCGAGACGCGGCGCUCCCAGCGACGCUGCCGCGGCGCGCGGAGGGGGGCUGGAAGGCCGCGCGGGCGGAGGCCCCCGCCUGGCGGCGCGCCGAGCGGCGUCGCUGGGUCGAGGAUGCAUUCGCCAGCCGCCAGGGCAAGCUCUACCGCUGGAUCCGCGGCGGUGGCACGGUCGAGGCCGAGCUCGCGCCGGCGGACGGUGCAGCGGCCGCCGCCGACGCACCAGGCAGCCGCCAGUGGCUGCUGGCCCUGCAGGGUGGCCCCGCGGCACGCUCGCGGCUCUACGAGGGCGCCUGGAAGGCGAUCCGGCAGCGGUGGCCUGCUCUGGCGGUGGGUGGGGAGUGGUUGCACGAGCUUGACGGCUUGCCGCCCGGGCGCCUUGGUCCGCGGAGAUGGUCGGGCGGCUGCUCCAGCGCAUGCCCCGGCGGAGAAAGCCUGGGCUUGAUGCUUGGCCCAUCGGCGGGUUGCGGCUGCUUCCCGCGGAGCUGCGUGCAUGUGUCGCGGACGCGCUCGCGAGCGUCUGGCGCGCGGCCGCAGGAGCUCGCGGAGCCCGAGGGGCUGCCGUUGCCGAAACCAGGGGGGCGACGGGCCACUGGAGCGUCGGCCCAUUUGGUUGUUGCCAAUCCUGCACCGCCUCUGGGCGGCAGGGCGCGCUUGCGCUCGCAGUGGCGCUCAUCGUGGGGCGGCGACGAGUGGCGCCGCGGCGCAGACGAGCAGGCGUGGGAGCUCGCCCUGGAGCUCGAAGCGGCG
Prorocentrum cordatum is the source of this 1942-nucleotide messenger RNA. The record is from the annotation of a GenBank genome assembly. Lineage: Eukaryota; Dinophyceae; Prorocentrales; Prorocentraceae.